UUGUUGACAAAAUGCGGGGUUUUUCUCUUGUUGGCGAAAUGUGUGUUGGCAGAAUAUAUUUAUUUUUUGGCGGGCUUUAAAUUUUUUGAAUAUUAUUUUGAAUUUAAAAUUAUUUUUUAAAAUUAAUUUCAGUUUUUGGAUUUUACAAAUAUUUAUUUUUUCAUUCUCUACAUAAAAAAGAAAAAAAAAUUUGUUCUACUUUAUCAUUUUAUUUUUACAUUUUUUUGACUUGAGAAAAUAUGGCUGUGCUUAUAAUAAGGUUGUCUUAAAGAUUUUUUCUAAAAUUAUGUUUUGUAGAAAUGACAAUGAUUGUGAAGAGGUAUAUAAUAGAACAACAGUUUUUUGUUACACAAGAAUGCCUAGAUCCAGUUUAUGGGAAUAUGUUGAAAAAUUGGAAUUGUUGACUUCAGAUAGGCAAGCUCUUUUCUUUAAAAUAGAUGUUGACAUUUUUGCAGCUCCAGAUUCUUUACCUGAUCUCAAGGAUUGGUACAUUCUCAGCGUUGUUUUAAAAGCACAUAACGGCCCUUUCUCUUUUGGCAUUUUAGUCAAACUUUUUUAUGAAUGUUUUCCACUCAAAUUAAUGGUUGAUUUUUCUUCUACAAAAAUGUUUAUUAGCAGUGGAAGCCUUACAAACGAUGGAAAAUCGCUUGGAGCAAGCGAAUUGGAAGCAUUCCUUCGAUUAUCAAGUCAUCAUAAACAAACAAUGGUUAAUUCUGUGGAAGUUGCUGAACGUUUCAAAGCCUUUUCAAGUACACACAAACCUACAGAUGUAUUAAGCUCUAAAGGACCUUCAUUUUUAGUAGAAUUAGCAAAUAGAUAUAAUAUAAUUGGUGGAUAUUGGAUUAUGUUUUUUCAAGAUUUGGAUAUUUCUCAAAGAGAAGGCGCUUUCAAUCUCUUACUUGAAUCUGCAUACAAAAAUUGGGGACCUAUAAGUCGUUUCAAUGCAAAAAUUUCUUCUGAUAAUUUUAUUAUUUGUUUUGGAAAUAAAUUAACCACAAGUAUAAUGAACCCAGCAAAUUUGGACUCUUCUCGACGCAAAACUGAAGUAACUGAUCCUGGUGCUUUAAAAGUUAGACAAAUUGUUGAUAAAAUUUAUGCAAAAAAUUGUUAUUAUUUUGGUUCAAUGCAUAUGAAAUAUAAACCAGACAUUAUGAGUGCUUGUUGUGUUCAAAGAAAUAAUUCUAUGAGACCAACAGUUUACCAAGCAGAUUAUAACCCAAAAAAUAUUUUUAACAACAACAACAACAAUAAUUAUAAUAGUUCUCGUUCAAAUACAUCAAUGUCGUCAAGUCAAAACAAUUACAACAACAACAAUUAUGGGUGGAAUGAGAGGUAGAUUUAAAUAAUAAUUUUUUUGCGAGAAAAAAAAAUUUUUUGAGAAAUUUUUUGAAACAAAAUUUUUGACAUAUUUAUUUUUUUGAAAAUAUUAAUAUUUUUGAUACUCCUCCAUUUUUUUCUUUUUUUUUUGUUGGUAAUUUUUUUGUGCGCCAAAAAAGAUUUUUUUAGGUGAGAGAUUUUUAUUUGUUCUAUAUUUUUGUUUAUAAUUUUUUUUUGUCGUGUCUAGUUGUAUCAAAAAUGUCACGGGGGGUUGAGAAAAAAUAGGAUCG
Meloidogyne enterolobii is the source of this 1607-nucleotide messenger RNA. NCBI's taxonomy places the organism in Eukaryota, Metazoa, Nematoda, Chromadorea, Rhabditida, Meloidogynidae. The record is from the annotation of a GenBank genome assembly.